CUGCGCGGAGAACGAGGCGAUGCGCUGGUAUUCGAGGCAGACGACAGAACGAGGAACGGCGGCUCGCACCCAUGGCCUCUGGUUCAGGACGUCUUCCGCUCCCGGCUGCUGCCCCGUCGAACGACUCCAUGGACUGUAUUCGACUGCUUAUUCGUGCCAUCUACUGUGACUCAUUUCCGCCUAUUCGUUAUUCUGUAUUUACGACAUUCUCCCAUGCCUGAUCUGGUUCUUACAGUUUCCCAUCGCAUUCCACGGCGGCUCCGUCAUCUCAUUGCGCAUCUUGACGGAGCUCGCCGGUUGUUCUCGUAUAACGUAGUUUUCUCAGUGAACUUCUUCGGCGCCCACCGCGAGUCCCAUUCUGAGACCCACCUCCCAGUAUCGGUAGAGGAAUGCAAGCAAAUGUCUCUCCAUCAAAGAUGCUCGCUCGCUGAUGCUCGGACAUGUCCGAAUCCCACGGUGUAUGGCGUACAUCGAACCCGUUGUCUUACGAAUUUUCUUCGGCCCCCUUUGGAUGCUGCGUGGAACAUUCCAUGGUGGUCACCAACUGUUACCUCAUGA
Molecule: messenger RNA, 558 nt
Organism: Haemonchus placei
Lineage: Eukaryota; Metazoa; Nematoda; Chromadorea; Rhabditida; Trichostrongylidae
Source: the annotation of a GenBank genome assembly